This is a messenger RNA of Caenorhabditis angaria, 599 nucleotides long. The record is from the annotation of a GenBank genome assembly. Lineage: Eukaryota; Metazoa; Nematoda; Chromadorea; Rhabditida; Rhabditidae.
AUGAUUCUGUUGGAAUCAGUGUUCACUUUUGCUCAAUUGGAAGCUCUACUAUUGGAUUUACCACCAAGGUACGCUUUCUGGUGACCCCUACUCCACUACUACAAGACCACUGAAAGACCACUAAGGCACCACUACUAGGGUACUGAACAUCGAAGAGUAGUACCUCAACAAGUGUACUCAUAGGACUACUGGUAAAAAACGGUGUAGUGGUGCAAAAGUACCACUGAAGUGGUACUAUUAGACCACUAUGAAAAAACACUGUGCCUGAUAGUCGUGUAAUCAACGAUACAUUCCUUUUGGAACAACAAAGACCUCCACCAACAACUAAUUUUUCCGCUGGAGGUUUCUCCGAGGCUCAAAAGAGUACCUUUGGCAAAGUUGCUCCUGCCGGUGGAGUCCAGCAAUCGGUUCCAUUUUCUACUGGUACAAAUCAAGGUGGUUUUGGCGGUCAAAGAGGUGGUUUCGGUGGUCAAAGAGACGGUUUCAGUGGUCAAAGAGGUAAUUUCGGUGGAUAUAGAGGUUAGUUGUUUUGUUUUAUGAAUUUUCAAAAAAAAAAACAAAUGGUUUCUUUAGGACAAAGAGGAAGGGGUCAAUUUUGA